This is a messenger RNA of Neomonachus schauinslandi (Hawaiian monk seal), 905 nucleotides long. It is a transcript of the gene CSRP2, whose product is annotated as cysteine and glycine rich protein 2. Gene Ontology annotation, biological process: sarcomere organization; muscle tissue development. NCBI's taxonomy places the organism in Eukaryota, Metazoa, Chordata, Mammalia, Carnivora, Phocidae. Bases 94 to 675 code for a protein of 193 amino acids. Gene Ontology annotation, molecular function: structural constituent of muscle; actinin binding. The record is from RefSeq and is a predicted model, not a curated record. Gene Ontology annotation, cellular component: Z disc; nucleus; cytoplasm. The transcript has 6 exons.
UCGCUUCGUCGGUGUUCCGGGACUGCCAGCGGGCUCUUUGUGGUGCGGUUCUGCUAUCUCCGCCGGCGGUGCGUGGUCUGACCCCGACUCGAGAUGCCCGUCUGGGGAGGUGGCAACAAGUGCGGGGCCUGUGGGAGGACCGUGUACCACGCGGAGGAGGUGCAGUGUGACGGCAGAAGCUUCCACCGCUGCUGCUUUCUGUGCAUGGUUUGCAGGAAAAAUUUAGAUAGCACAACCGUGGCAAUUCAUGAUGAGGAGAUCUACUGCAAAUCCUGCUACGGAAAGAAGUAUGGGCCCAAAGGCUACGGUUAUGGCCAGGGCGCCGGCACGCUCAACAUGGACCGGGGUGAGAGGCUGGGCAUCAAGCCAGAGAGUGCUCAACCUCACAGGCCUACAACAAAUCCAAACACUUCUAAAUUUGCUCAGAAAUACGGAGGUGCUGAGAAGUGUUCCAGAUGUGGGGAUUCUGUGUAUGCUGCUGAAAAGAUAAUUGGAGCUGGAAAGCCCUGGCACAAAAACUGUUUCCGGUGUGCCAAGUGUGGGAAGAGUCUUGAAUCCACAACCCUGACUGAGAAAGAAGGUGAAAUCUAUUGUAAAGGAUGCUAUGCAAAGAACUUUGGACCCAAGGGAUUUGGCUAUGGCCAAGGAGCAGGAGCCCUCGUUCAUGCUCAGUAGAGUGUAAGCCCAGAACCAAGAUCGCACACUGAGAACCUCUACAUCCUCUAGGCACAGAUAAUCUACCACUAAACUACUGUGAAAUUCUGCCAGCACUUAAGUACUGUCUGUUGUCCCGUACGUGGAGAGGCUGGCUGACUCGUAGGAAGAGAGCACGGUGUCCUUUUGCUUUAUUCAUCAGCAUUUUCAAGAAUUGUUUCUUUUACAUUUUAAAUAAAACUUCAGCUUGA